AUGCCCUCUCAUUCAAAGGUACUUUGCACCUGUAUCAGUCAGGGAUGCUCCGAUCGUACUCAUUCCAACAACGGUAUCAUCAAACCUGGUCAACGCGUUAGUCACGCAACGCAAAGAGCACAUCUCUUGUGGGAGGAACAAAACAGACGUAUGGUGUCAGCGACAAUGACUGGCCAUCAUCAUCCACCCGUCGCAAAAGAAAGCAAAACUCCUCAACCAGAAGUUGUCGAUGACGGUAUUUUAGUGGAAUUGUUUGCCACCCUUGCCCUUAGUCGUGACACGCAGGAGUUGAGCAGUGAAGAUUCAGACAGCGAACCAAACGUGACCCAUAUGGAAAAUUUGCCCAAAUAUUUUGAUUGCACUCGAUUUCAUAUUGAUUUCAUCAACAAGAACCGUCAUCUGAUUGAAAUUGUUAGCUCUCAUGGCUUGGACGAAUCAUCUCAACCGCGCGGCCUCAACUAUUCUGAGCAAAGAACACUCGACUUGUUUCCCAAGGACCCCACCACGGUGAUUUGGCAUCUAGAAAUCGAUCCAGAUCUCAAUUUCUUAGUCUGUUGUCCUUGA
Molecule: messenger RNA, 564 nt
Organism: Puccinia triticina
Lineage: Eukaryota; Fungi; Basidiomycota; Pucciniomycetes; Pucciniales; Pucciniaceae
Exons: 4
Coding region: 1-564 (187 amino acids)
Source: RefSeq, a predicted model, not a curated record